Gasterosteus aculeatus aculeatus (three-spined stickleback) is the source of this 1871-nucleotide messenger RNA. RefSeq names its product translocase of inner mitochondrial membrane domain containing 1 (gene timmdc1). Lineage: Eukaryota; Metazoa; Chordata; Actinopteri; Perciformes; Gasterosteidae. The record is from RefSeq and is a predicted model, not a curated record. Gene Ontology annotation, biological process: mitochondrial respiratory chain complex I assembly. Gene Ontology annotation, cellular component: mitochondrion.
UCAAGGGUCGGAAACCCGGCUGAAUACGGGAAUGUCACCGGUGAGAAACAAGCAGCAGAAGGACAAAUACGAUGAACAGACAUGUGCGGGAGGAAUAGACAUGUGUUGGGCUUGCGGUACUUCAAAUGACCGACGGUUUUAGGGCUAAAAAGACAUUCUGCUUCUCCUGCUGCCCCGAUGCCAGCUGAAGCGUGAUGCAUCCACAGCAGCCCAGAACGGCCUCGGCCCCACAGAGACGAUGGGCAGAUCACGCCCCUCGGGGCACUGCGAGCACCGGCUUCCUGCAGGGCUUUAUCCAGAGCGUCGGGCCUCCUUCCUUCUGCCCUCUGCUCCCCAGGGUCCACGCAGCUGAUGUUGCUGCUGCACAGAUGUCCUCCUCCACUAGUCCUGCACCCAGCAGCAUGCCAAGCCACAUUGGCAGUCCAGAAUUUCCAGAUACAGGAUGGGAUCGUAUCAAGGACCUCUUUGACAGAGACGUGACGCAACGGUACCCAGAAGAGCUGACCAACGUGAUGAAGAGCGGUGUGACUGCCGCUCUAGCCGGCCUGCUCUACGGAGGCCUGCCAGCAGCUCGCCACGCCAGGCAGAGGUACAUCCAAGUCAGCCAGGCGGAACUCUAUACGAGCCGAGUGGAAGCAGUGCGCUCGGCCCAUAAUGCAGCAAUCCGGGGCUUCGUGCGAUACGGAUGGAGAUGGAGCUGGAGAGUGGCGGCUUUUGUCACCUUAUUUAACUCCGUCAGCACAGGGCUGUCUGUGUACAGAGACAAGUACACCCUGGGGCAUUACGCUGCAGCUGGAGCGGUGACUGGAGGCCUUUUCAGACUGAACCUGGGUCUCAGAGGCCUGGUGGCAGGAACAAUCAUCGGAGCCGUUCUGGGGUUUCCCGCAGGUGCGUUGAUCCUCAGCAUGCAGUCGAUUGCAGGAGAAACAGCCAGAGAGCGGCGGAGGCGAGAGCGCAGGGAACUUUUUGACCUCCGACUCACAGAAUGGAAGGCCCGUCUGCACUUGACAGACGAGUUGAUUGGCGAUCUGAAGGUCAGCUCCGAGGCAGAAGGAACCAACAAGGACAUGCAAAGGAUCCAGGAAUUGCUCAGUUUACCACCGAAUGAGGAUGUGGCUCAGGACUCACGCAGCCAGUGACCGUAACAGUUCCUGCCUGUUAUCUGUCGCACAUUGAAGGUGGGACUUCACACAAGUGGGAGAAAAAAGUGGGUCACUUUGCCUGGAUUCACACACCCUUCUCCAACUUCACAUCAUAAUUAAAACAAACAAUGUUGUGCUUCACCAACUAUUGUCCUGUGUACUGCACUCCUCUCUGUGAGGACCAAUUCGUUUUUUUUAUAGAAAAAUAGAGUGUGAGUCACUAUUCAAAGACUUGGUUUCAGGGUUUGGCUCGGUUAGGGCCAGAGAUAAGCAUUCAUGUGUAAUUGUCAACGUUCACAGAGAUGAAAUAUGUCGAAGAGGGUCCUCAUAUGUAUGGAUGUAUAAUCUUGUGUAAAGCAGGUUGUUACGAUUGGGGGGGAAAAAGGCUUUUAAUGAACGCUGUUUACGGCUACAAAAAAAGUUCCGAUUUUACAUUAAUUAACUCCUGCAAUGCUUAAUACAUCUUCGGAUAAAGAGGCACAUAUUUUAUAUUUGGAUCCUGAAAAAAUUCCAUUUUGUCAUUGUGAUAAUUGAGACACAACUAACGGGCUCUAAACUUAAUACCAAUAAUAAGUAUAUAAUAAGUUGCGAUCAUAAGGGAUACAACCUAAUGAAGCCUUCUGACACACUCCUAUAUUAAUACAUUAUAGAAGUUUCCUCAAGCUUUCAAAAAAAAUAUGCUUGUUUCUUUUUGUGCUUUGAAUCUCCAUGAAUAAACAAUUAAAUUGC